This is a messenger RNA of Brassica napus (rape), 3129 nucleotides long. RefSeq lists its product as uncharacterized. The transcript has 8 exons. NCBI's taxonomy places the organism in Eukaryota, Viridiplantae, Streptophyta, Magnoliopsida, Brassicales, Brassicaceae. The record is from RefSeq and is a predicted model, not a curated record. The coding region runs from base 1 to 3129 and encodes 1042 amino acids.
AUGAAUCGCAAGAGAGGAAACGUCCAUGAAGGAUUUGACACUGCCAAAAAAAACAAAACCGCAUCAUGCAGUGAUAUGCCUAACCUUGAAGAGAUUCAGAGGUUUUCUAAUCCCAUCUCAAUCCAGCCGAUUCCUUUGAGUUCAAUUUACUUUAGACUCUUCGAAACUCUUGAGAAUCAACAUGUUCCAAACUACACUAUUCCUCCAUAUCAACAAAUACGCAAGCUUUCACCACAAACACCUUUAAAUAAAAGAAGAUGUAUCCUUGGUCUCGAAAAGAUAAAAGACCAAGUGAAUGACACCCCAGUGUUAAGCAGUUGCUUGACCUCAUUAUCAAGGUUCAUUGAUACAGAUAGCCAGCAAGUUUUUGAAUGUUCUUCUCUAGAGAAUACUGAUACUGAAAAUGGGGACUCUGAUUUAGAUGAUCAUAUGGAUUAUGAGCCAGAGGUUGAGCCAAACAAUAGUGAGAGAAUGGCACCUAAUUCAGAACACAUUGUUGGUGUUGUAAAGGCGCCAAAACCACCUAACCAAAAGUGUUUUAGUGAAAACGAGUACUUAGAUGAAGGUGAUCCGGACUACAACUGUUCUCAUUGUGGUGCUAUCAUGUGGUAUGGAGAACGGCUAAACAAGCGGAGAAACGCAAAGAAUCCUACAUUUUCAUUAUGUUGUAUGCAAGGACAAGUGAAAUUGCCGUUGUUGAAGGAACCACCACCAGUUUUAAAAAAUCUCUUGCAAGGAGAUGAUCCAAGAAGCAGACAUUUUCAACGACAUAUAAGGCCGUACAAUAUGGUUUUUUCCUUCACUUCUCUUGGUGGAAGAGUAGAGAGGUCUCUGAAAAAAGGUAGAGGCCCUGAUAUGUUUCAGCUUCAAGGAGAAAAUUAUCAUUUAUUGGGUGCGGGUAUCACACCACCUGAGGGGAGUGAACCAAAGUUUGGACAGCUAUAUAUAGUUGAUACGGAGAAUGAAGUUGAGAACAGAGCAAAAUGUUUAAGCUUGGGUAAACGGCCAUUCCAGGUCAAGAAAAAGGAUCAUCUCAGAAAAGAUAUUAUAGAGACUUUGAUGAAGAUGUUGAAUGAAGUCAACCCAUACGUUAAAAAGUUUAGAUCAGCCAGAGACCGCUUCAAUACAGAUCCUGAAAAUUCUUUUCAUAUGAGGAUUGUUAGUGAAAGGUUAAAGGAUGGAAGGACGUAUAACACACCCACAGCCUCUGAGGUUGCUGCGCUGAUUCCUGGAGAUUUUAGUCUUGAUAUGGACAGAAGGGAUAUUGUUCUUCAAAAAAAUUCAGGAAAACUACUGAGGAUAAACGAGAUUCAUGCUUCAUAUCUUGCACUUCAGUAUCCUCUUUUGUUUACAUAUGGUGAAGAUGGAUUCAGACUUGGUAUUAAGAAAGGAGCAACAGAGAAGACAAAAAAACACAAGAAGCCUAAUAUCAGUAUGAGGCAAUGGUUUGCUUUUCGCCUGCAUGAGCGUAAGAACGAAUCGCAUUCUCUCCUACAUUCUAGAAGACUAUUUCAGCAGUUUGUGGUGGAUGCCCUCACAACGAUUGAGUCUAAUCGUUUGCGAUAUCUGAAGUUAAACCAGCCUUCUUUGCGAUCAGAUAGCUAUGACUCUAUUAAAGAAUCUGAGAACGCAGGAAAAGUGGAUAUGAAUGAGCAAGGAACUGAGUUUACAUUACCAGCUUCAUUCGUAGGGAGUCCUAGAUAUAUGAAGAAUUGUUACUUGGAUGCUAUGGCAAUAUGUAAGCAUUUUGGAUUCCCUGAUUUUUUCAUCACUUUCACAUGUAAUCCCAAAUGGCCAGAGAUCACAAGAUAUGUUAAGGCAAGGAAGCUGAAGGCUGAAGACAGAUCAGACAUUAUCUGUAGGAUUUUCAAGAUCAAACUUGAUUCAUUGAUGGAUACUCUAACCAAAAAAAAUAUUUUGGGAGAGACACAGUCAUCUAUGUACACAAUUGAGUUCCAGAAACGGGGUUUACCACAUGCUCACAUUCUCUUAUUCAUGAAGAAGUUAAAGAAGCCUACAACAGACGAUAUUGACAACUUCAUUUCCGCUGAGAUUCCUAACAAGAAGGAUGAACCAGAACUGUAUGAGGUCAUUAAAGAUAUGAUGAUUCAUGGUCCAUGUGGACGAGCUAAUACUAAUUCUCCAUGUAUGGAGAAUGGCCGUUGCUCUAAGUCAUUUCCUAAAUCAUUUUCUGAGAAGACUACUAUUAAUAAGGAAGGAUUUCCGGUUUACAAGAGGCGUGAGCAGUCAGAGAACUUUGUUAUGAAGAAUGGAGUGAGAUGUGACAAUCGGAGUGUCAUUCCUUAUAACCGGACGUUAUCUCUUCUUUACAGAGCUCAUAUCAACGUCGAGUGGUGCAACCAAGUUGGGUCUAUAAAGUAUUUAUUCAAAUACAUUAAUAAAGGACAGGAUCGUGUCACAGUUGCUGUUGAACCACCAGACAACAUUGUUGCAAGUGAGUUAGGAGAUGUUGAGCUUAAUAAAGAAAAUCUUGAUAAGAAAAGGAAUGAACUAAAGGAAUUCUUCGAUUGCAGAUACGUGUCAACGUGUGAAGGAACUUGGAGAGUAUUCAAAUUUCCUAUUCACUAUCGAUCAACUGCUGUUGAGAAGCUUAGUUUCCAUCUCCCCGGAAAGCAAGUUAUUACAUUCAAAGGGAAAGACAAAUUGAAGGCAGUUGUCACCCGGAAGCUCAUUCAAAAUACAAUGUUCUUAGCUUGGUUUGAGUUGAACAAGAUUGACUCCUUCGCAAGAACAUUGACCUAUGCUCAGAUCCCAAGCUUCUAUACUUACGACAAAAGGUCAAAGAAGUUCAACAGGAGGAAACGGGGAUUUGCUUUGGGGAGGAUUAACUAUGCGCCUAGGAGCCAAGAAGAUGCUUAUUACUUGCGUGUAUUGUUGAAUGUUGUCAGAGGACCCACAAGUUAUGAGGACAUUAAAACAUACCUAGAUGUUCUCUAUCCGAGCUACAAAGAAGCAUGUUAUGCUCGUGGGUUAUUAGAUGAUGAUCAGGAGUACAUUGAUGACAUAGUAAGAAGAAGUUUUGAGAGCACAGCAAGUGAGCUGCGGAAAGUGUUUGUUAUGAUGCUUAUGAGUAACACUUUGUCUAAACCAGAGUCUGUUGUUGAGUGA